CAAAAAAUGUAAAGUCCACUGUGAAGUUGGUCAUUAACGAAUGUUUAAAAAAUACUAACUAAAAAAAGUGAAAAAGCUGUUUAAUAUUAAAUUAUCAAGAAAUUUCUGGCAAUAGAAUUUGGUCGACUAAUAUGCUGUUCCAAAUUCACUAAAAUGUGACAAGUGAAGAAUGAAAGUGUCUUUUAUUUUGACAAGUUGACAAAUGAAUGGUGAAGAAGAAAUGUAAAACGAAAAUGUGAUCCUCGGUACCUAAAUCCGUCCCAAUUUGCUCAACGAAGCUCAAAAUGAAACUGGAAGUGCGCAAAAAGCUCGAAAUGGAAAUCUGCGAAGAGAAAAAUUUCAUUUAUCAGUGCUCAAAAGACAAGAUGGACAUCGUCCAAUUAGCUCAACCCGAGUAUUUGCCCGAAGGAGUCCAAAACUGCAUCGAAAUCGACUCCAGCAAUGUGAUCAGCAUCCCCGAAAACCAAAUAGUCAAAAUCCAGUACCGCGGAGAGGAUGGAAUUGUCAACACUGAAUACAUCGUCAAUGAAGACAUCCUCCAGAACCUCGAAACCAAUUACCUCGACAUCAAAGAACCAAUUUACAAUCCUUCGACGUCGAAACAACCCGACGACCCCGCUAUCCUCAGCCCCAAAAGCGAGAAUGAAGACAUGACUGAGACGGAUUUGACCAGUUUGAAUUGGUUGCACAACAUUACGAAUAUCAUGGCAGUGCCGAAUUUGCCGACGCCACCGGUGUCCCCCAAACCCAAGAAGAAGACAUCCAAUUCGAAUCAAGAGGAUUUGACUAUUAAUAUUAAUUAUUAUAAGAAGAAUGGUGAUAAAAAACCGCCGUUUUCGUACGCGACGUUGAUUUGCAUGGCGAUGGGCAAGAAUGGGAAUAAGAUGACACUGUCGGCGAUUUAUCACUGGAUUAGGGAGAAUUUUUUGUAUUAUAGGAAAGCUCAUCCGAGCUGGCAGAACUCUAUCCGCCACAACCUCUCUCUGAACAAGUGCUUUGUCAAAGUGGCGCGUUCCAAGGAUGAGCCAGGCAAAGGCGGCUUCUGGAAACUCGAUCUGGAACGCCUUGAAGAAUCCCGCCGUUCAAAACGCCGAUCUAGCCUCACCGUCCGCGUCCCCAGAAACCGGGACACCCCCCAUAAACCCGUCCGCAAGGCCCGUCGGUAUCGUCCACCCCAAAGCACCGGCGAACGCAAACAUAACAUCCUGUCAAACAUCUCGAUUUGCGGCGAGACCGAUAUUGAAAACUGCGACGAGGACGACGAAAAAGACAAAGAAGUUAAAAAUGACGAAAUCAUGCCGGUACCCAAUCAAAAUGUUAUAACCGAACCGGUCAAUCAGUUACUACCCGAGGAUGAGUUAACCGGACUGCUACUAGCGACGAAUGGUUGGGAUGAAUGCCAAUUGGAGAUGCUAGAUUCGUUGCUGGAUUCUUUGUAAAUUGUCAUUGUCAUUUGUACACAGAGUGGUUUGUGCCUUCUUGUGUAGCACAGUGUGUUAAUUUUUGUACAGUUGCUCUCGAAACUCUUCCGUCCAAUAUCUGAGAUAGUUUUAGAGGAUAAAAUAUUUUACUAAAUAUAUUGUUAAGAGUGAAGUGAAACCGUCCAGUCGGUCGCACUAGUGGGUCUCCAGUUCGAACAAACGAAUUACAGAGACCUGUUUUGCGACCGGCAUUUGUUUGUAUUAUACACGCCUAUUAUUUAUUUAUUUUUGUUUGAUCCUAGAAUCAAAUAUCAGGAUCUAGUCUUAGUUGAGAUCUCUACUUUACCAAAAGGGUAUUUUUUGUAUUUUGACAAACUAAUUAGGUCAUAGAUUUUGAACAAACUGUAAAAACUGUAUUCUAGUCUUUUGCAAUAUUUGUAAUUUUACACAGUUUGCUCAAAUGCAGCAAUAUGAUUGUAUUCUACCAUUCAAAUAGAAGUGAACUGUAUGGUGUAGUUUUAAAUAAAACCACCAAUUAUUACAAAAUA
Messenger RNA from Tribolium madens (black flour beetle), 1969 nucleotides. Its product is annotated as forkhead box protein N2-like. The transcript has 3 exons. Bases 285 to 1439 code for a protein of 384 amino acids. Gene Ontology annotation, molecular function: RNA polymerase II cis-regulatory region sequence-specific DNA binding; DNA-binding transcription factor activity, RNA polymerase II-specific. The record is from RefSeq and is a predicted model, not a curated record. Gene Ontology annotation, biological process: regulation of transcription by RNA polymerase II. Lineage: Eukaryota; Metazoa; Arthropoda; Insecta; Coleoptera; Tenebrionidae.